CACAUGUUUGGAUUUAAAGCAAAGUCAAAUACGUCUCUUAUAAUCUCUUCAAUGAAAAUAGUAAACGAACUAUUUAUUUAUUGUUGUUGAUAUCUAUUACGUACUCAAAUUACAAUAAUUACGCCAAAAAUGACUAGAAGAAAAGUGGUCGCAGUUAAAUCGAAGUUCUAUAUAACGAAUAAAAUAAUUUAAUUCAAUUAAUAUUCCGCGUAAUCUGUGAUGCAUUUAGAUUGAAGUGUACCUAUCCGCAAUAACAAAACUGUAAACUGAAAUGUUACCCGUUUUACUUUUUAAUAACAUGGAAGGGAGUUCUAAUUCGCUUAAUAACAACGGUAAUAACGCUUUCGGACAAUUAUACGACGAUAAUGUGAUUUUAAACUCGGUUAGGAGUCGUAAAAAGGUGUCUGAGACGGCUAGUUGCCCGGUUUGCAGCUGUACUAUUAGGCAAGGUGAACUGGAGACCCAUUUGAACUUAGAAUUGGACCGGUUGUAUAAGCUUUCAAAUUGUGGUAAUAAGAGGAAACUGAGUGUGAAUAGUUCAAGUAAUAGUAGCUUUAACCCUUUACCUGGAUCGAGUACGGACGAAGUGCCGGACGACCAGGAAGUGGACGUGUCCGGAUGCCCGGGAAGCGACGUUUAUCAGCGAGUCCACUCUAACCGCCUCCGGCGCCUUCGCGCUAGACGGCGGGGCUCCCCUCCUCCAGCCACAGGCGAGUGUCCCGUCUGCAACGUCAACAUGCCCACCACAAAACUGCAGAGGCACGCCCUCCGCUGUUUGAAGAGGACAGGGGCAGCUAUAGAUGAAGAUGUGCCAGAUUCCAGCUCUGAUGAAAGCAUUGAUAACGACUCGCCUGAUGGGGGCGGGUUCGGCGCGGAGUACCAGUGGUGCGGGGAGUGGCGCGUGCGCGCGGCCGCGCUGCAGCGUGCCGACGCGCGCGCCGCCCAGUGCGUGCGCCGCGAGGACCACGACCACGCCUUGGUUGUAGAUGAUGAUGAGGACACGGAGCUGUACGGACCACCUCAGUACUCGCCUUCGAGAAUAGCUCUUGAUGCAGAGAUCACACCACCAGAACCACCGUCCGAGGACCAUCCAAGCUCAGAGAACGGGGUCACAGAGAGAGUGGUCUCUGAUGUGCACAUUAGUUUCACCGACCCAGAGCCGGUGCGGGACAAACCGAAUGGGCUGGUCGAAGCCAGUGCAGAGACUAGAAUACAAGCAUUGAAAGCCAGGAUAAGAGAAUUGGAAAGAAAGCAGAACAGCGCUUCAGAAGCCAAGUGUCUGAUCUGCCUGGGGCCCUACACGUCGCCCGCCGUCUCCAUACAGUGCUGGCACGUCUACUGUGAGGUAUGCUGGCUAGAGUCACUCAAAGCUAAGAAAAUAUGCCCUCAAUGCAACGCCAUCACAACCGCACAACACUUAAGAAGAAUCUACAUGUGAACAUUUUGUUUGGACACGAUCAUGUGCGUUUUUUUUUUGUGCA
Cydia amplana is the source of this 1481-nucleotide messenger RNA. RefSeq names its product E3 ubiquitin-protein ligase Rnf220 (gene RNF220). Gene Ontology annotation, molecular function: ubiquitin protein ligase activity. The transcript is spliced from 8 exons. Lineage: Eukaryota; Metazoa; Arthropoda; Insecta; Lepidoptera; Tortricidae. Bases 272 to 1438 code for a protein of 388 amino acids. Gene Ontology annotation, biological process: protein ubiquitination. The record is from RefSeq and is a predicted model, not a curated record.